AAUUAAGUGAGAGAACAGAUCGGCUGUGUGACCUUGUGGCUACGAGUGCGAGUGUGCGACUGCGAGUACUGUGACUGCAAAACGACUUCACAACCUCGAUGCCGACGUCUCUCAAGCGUGACUUCUUGUUUCCUCAUUUUUUUACCUUCAUUAUUCAAUCUUCAACUCUUCAACAGAUAACACAUGCUCCUAGAUUUCCUAUUCUUUCAGAGUUGGCUCGUGAUGUGUUGGCCAUUCCAAUUUCUAGUGUAGCGUCGGAAUGUGUGUUUAGCACCGAUGGUCGUAUUCUUGAUUCAUUUAGGAGUUCAUUGACUCCUAAAUGGGUGCAAACUCUUAUUUGUGUUCAAGAUUGGUUUAGAGAAGAGAAGAAUCCUAUUAGUGUUGAAGAAGACUUGAAGUAUCUUGAGGAACUUGAGCUUGAUAUGGAAAAUAAUGGAAGCACUACUACCAUUAUUUGAUCACUUUGAUGUAUAGUUGCAACUUGAGUGGUUCAAGUUCAAUCAUGCCCCGUGCUCCUAAAGUACGCUCUCAUGUUUGGGAACACUUCCAGAAAUCCGUAUUCAAGACUAAGUUGAUUUUGUUGCUACUUGCCUGCUUAUUAGUUAAACUUACAACUUUAUGUUCUGCAGAAUGGCAGUAGCCAGUUGUUUUGCAAACUUUGCAUAAUGUUGUUGCUGUGACUUGUGAGCUUGUGACACUUUAGUUAUUAUUACUUAAAGUGUAAACUUGAAUUCUGUUUGGCAGGUUUGUCUAUGUGUUUUUGUUGCAUUGUGUUUAAUGCUGCUGCUACUCAUUAGUGGUAGCAUGAUUCAUCUGCGUAAAGUGUAAGUUUGAAUUAAAAUUUCUACUGCUGGGUUGCUGCUCA
Molecule: messenger RNA, 865 nt
Organism: Nicotiana tabacum (common tobacco)
Lineage: Eukaryota; Viridiplantae; Streptophyta; Magnoliopsida; Solanales; Solanaceae
Molecular function (GO): protein dimerization activity
Source: RefSeq, a predicted model, not a curated record